Molecule: messenger RNA, 2685 nt
Organism: Nipponia nippon (crested ibis)
Lineage: Eukaryota; Metazoa; Chordata; Aves; Pelecaniformes; Threskiornithidae
Source: RefSeq, a predicted model, not a curated record
AUGGCUUUACGCUUCCGCAAUGUCAUCCCAUAUGCCAUACCUGGAGUGCUGGCGCUUCUUGGCUGCUGGUGGAUCUAUUCCCAUAGAAAAAAGCAUGCAAGCUAUCACAACAAACAAGCAAUAGCCGUUGAAGAAGAGCAGCAGGAAGAAGUGCCGGAGGAUGAUUCAUCACCCAAAACAGAAGCACGUGUUCCUCGAAGACUGCCUCUCUCCUCGGUAGAGAAACGCUCAGAGAAUGAAACCUCGACCUCGCUGCUGUCAGCAGGGUCGACGACGCCCUCUCUUCUGUGUCAAACUCCUGAGAGGCCAGAUCUCUCACAGGACCUUCCAGACCUGUCAGUAACGACAGUUCAGCCCAGCACCCUUGAGGACGACAGUGAAAAACUAGAAACAACAGGAUCUCAAGACGAAAGCAGCGUCCCUGCUUGUGUUUCUCCCCCUCUGAUCUCAAAGAGCGCAGAGUGUCGCAGCAGUGCUGCAGUGAGCCUUAUACAGGAUUCAGGCUCUGGUGCAAGCCAAGAUCAGCGGCCAUCGGCAUCGGUGACACUGACGCAAAAGUCUUUGGGAAUCACGGAGAUUAGCAAUGCAGAGCAGUCAGAUGAUUCUUCAUUUAAGCCCCCUAAGGAAAGCCAGAUGCCAGAAAUUGUGCUAUCGGAUACUGGCUCUGUGACAGCCCUUUGCUUGGGAUUGGAGAAGGAAGCCAAUACCCCACGAGCCUUUCUCAAUAACGAAGUUGAAGUUGUAUCAAGUCACAAAGAUUCUGCAGUGAGCGUGUUACCGGAUAGUUUGGAGUGUGCCUGUUUGGAGCAGUCCAGGGAAGAAGAGAUGUCCGAGUCAAUAGCCAGUACUGUACCUGUGUGUCAGGAGGAGGACGCACAGCCAAAAGGAGAUGAAUUGGAAAGAGAGAAGAUUGGAGGAGUGAGUUUGGACAAGGAAGAAGUUGAGAAAAUUGAGCAAGUAGCAAUACAGAUCAUUUCCAAGGUCAUUUUGGCAGCAACUGAGGAAGUGCUGUCUGGUGCUGCAGGUGAUGUGUCCGCUCAGAUCUGCCAGGCUGCUGCCGGCCGAGGUGACAGACCUCUGGAGAUGGCAAGCGUUGUUUCCCCUGCUUGGGUGCUUGCGGAGGAAGCUACGGUAGCCGAUGAGAACACUGCUGUGAAGGGCGAUGCUGCGGUACAGACGUCCCCGCAGACAGAGGAACAGGAUCAAAGUGUGGCAGAUUCCAGCCGUUUAACACACGGCCGUUUAUCCGGCCCUGUUCAGGGAGACACAAAAGACUGUCGGAUGAAGAACCGUGCGUGCAGUGAGUCCCAAGGAGUUGAUCGGACUCCUGUGGAAAAGCAUGGAGGGUCACUGGAAAAGUGGCCUUUGGUUAUGGAGGACUCUGGGUGCAGCACAUACAUGUCCGAAGGUGGGACAAGUGUGGAGGACUCGUUGCAGAACACAAUGCUGUCUGUCGCGUCAGGCCAGCAUUCGGACUCACUGAGCAUAUCUGCAACCCAAGACACAUCUGCUGAGCAGAGCUCAGUACCAAGUGAAAAACCUCCUACUUUGAAGCUACCUGGAGACAGCGAAGUGCCAUACAGUAAUGGGAUACUGAAGGAGGAUGGUCCAGACUUGCGUCAUGAGUGUGGCAGGGCAGCAGGGAUGGAUGGAGAUCCCUCAGGAGGUUCGGAUGUAAAUAGCGUGGAUUUCGUGGACAGUGGCUGUGCCAUGAGGAAGACAGUGACUCGCCAGAACUCUAAGCUAGGAGGAGAAUCCAGCAAAUCCGACUUCAUUAUCUGGGAAAUAGAGGUCCCAAAGGAAUUAGUCGGCCGCUUGAUUGGCAAACAAGGAAGAUAUAUGAGCUUCUUGAGGCAAGCGUCUGGUGCCAAAAUUUAUGUCUCAACGCUACCUUAUUUCCGUGACUCCCAAGUCUGUCACAUUGAAGGCUCCCCGCAUCAAGUAGAAACAGUACUGAGCCUGAUUGGCAAGAAGUUCAAAGAGCUGUGUCUCACCAACAUCUACGCUCUACCUCCACCAACACCGUUGACGCUUCAUUCCCUCCUUAUGACUGCCUGGCUGUUCCUCCCAGAUGGAGUCACCGUAGAGGUGGUCGUGGCAAACCAAGUCGAUGCAGGGCACAUGUUUCUACAGCAGCAUACACACCCCACCUUCCAUGUCCUGCGUAGCCUGGACCAGCAGAUGUACGCCUGCUAUUCUCAACCUGAAAUUCCAACCCUGCCAACUCCGGUAGAAGUUGGUAUUAUAUGCGCGGCUCCAGGCCUGGAUGGGGCAUGGUUACGGGCUCAAGUUAUUAGCUACUUCGAAGAGACUGGUGAAGUGGAGCUCAGAUACGUGGACUAUGGAGGAUAUGACAAAGUGAAGAUUGACACACUCAGACAAAUCAGGUCUGACUUUUUAUCACUACCUUUCCAAGGAGCAGAAGUUUUACUAGACAACGUGGUGCCACUUCCAGACGAGGAUCACUUUUCAUCUGAAGCUGACGCUGCCGUUAGCGAGAUGACCAGAGGCGCGGUCCUAGUGGCACAGGUGACAAAUUAUGACAGUGCCACAGGUCUGCCGCUGAUACAGCUGUGGAACUUGAUGGGAGAGGAGGUGGUGUCGAUAAACAGAACUCUGGUGGAAAGAGGAUUUGCUCAGUGGCUUGACUACUAGCAACGUCCUAGAUGCCUCGACAACUCUUUC